AUGGCAGCCCCUGGCGGGGGCACAUCAUCCCCAAAGUGGGGAUCGCCGUCUCCGCCGCCCCCUGGGUGUCCAGGCGGUCGGCAGCCUGGUCCCACUGGAGCCGGUGGGACCACAAACUCCCCGGCAGGGAGCCACCCGCCGCCCACCCCCACGAAGGGUCCCCCUCAGCAGAGCUCCGGUCCCGGCUCGUUGCGCCCCUCAGCGCUGGCGGGGGCAUCUCGCAUCCCUCCCACUGCUCUCUCCCUGGGGCAUGAUUUUGGUCUGCUCGUUUUGUCGUUGGUGUUACUCUGUGUUGUAUUUAUUGCUCAUCCAGAAGAUCCACUUACAUUUUUAGAAGAAAAGCUGAGAGAAAUAAUGGCAGAGGGAUUAGAUACUUUCUUUACAUCUGUCCUGAGUUCACAGCAAUUAAAUUUCAGCUGUUUCCUCUUUGCUGACUAUUCAAUGGCUAAAAAAUUGUGUGCAAAAGAAUUGUGUGACUUUUACAGCAGAAACUUAAUGAAGCUUUAUUUUGGAGGAUGGAUAAAAUAUAAUAUGCUGGAAAGGAAUGAGAAAAAAGCCAGGAAAAUGGCUCUACAAUAAGUCCAUUAUAAUAUCUAAAUAUUAAAAGUUAUUAUACAGAAGUGGAACAUGUGGGUGUAGACUGACAAGGAAAAAACCACAUUCUAUUUAAAUCUGUUGUAUAGAGAUAGUACUAAUUGAACUCUAAGACUAUUGACAAGAAGCUUCCCUAGUUUACAGUAAAUGAGUUUGGCUCACUGCAGAAAAUUCACAGACAAAGGUUUACCGUACCUGGACUCUUGAAAAGGCUGUCACAAGAUCAUCUGUUUGGAAAUUCCAGGUUGCAUUCAGGUUUGUACUGGUGUCUUCAAAAAUACUGCCAAUGGCUGAAACUGGAGUCAAGAUUUGCUAAUCAGCAAAAUGUUAACUCUUACAGACAGAUGUAUUUAAGCUGUGGUUGAAAAAUGUCAACAGGUAAUGUCUGUUAUCUUUCUUGACUCUCCAAAACUUUCUCACACAACUUUUAAAGCCCUUGCAGAAUGUAAACUUUUGAAGGUCAGCACUGAAGGUUAGAAUGACCAAAAUACUGAUUUAGGUUUCAAGCUGAUGAGUAAACGCUGUCUGUACAUCAGGCACAUUCAUGUGGCUGAUUGCCAGUAGAUUACAGAGGCUGGUGUUAAGAUGAUUUCACCAUUGAAGCAUAUCCAUGUACUGAAUAUGGCAGACUGCACAAGGCCAUUUGUACAAGGUUCUUCAGGAGCUAAGCUAGGAGAGCUGAGUGUUAGCUGCAACAGAGCUAUAGCCAAAAAGCUCUUAAUGGGCUUGAGAGCCCUUGGCUGCCAUGGAAAAAUAUUGGAACUUUCUAUAUCACAAUACAAAAACUUCAGUGACAAGGGGAUUCAGGUAAAACUGCCUUUUUCUUGGUAUUCCCUGGAAGCCCCUCUAAUAUAUAACCAGGGAUACAGAGAUGAAGCAAGUAAACAGAGCUCCAUCUCUUUUGAUUGCAAAUCUAAUUCGAAUGCUAUUUGCAAAAGCAUAAUACUGGAACACUGCCACAUCUCUUCCUGCCCUCAGCUGACAGAUGAAGCUGUGAAAACAAUGGCAUUUCACUGCCACACACUGACAUCUGUCAACAUAGGAGGUUGCCCAAAGAUUAUUGAUACAUGUAUCCAAUACUUGGCUGCAGCCUGCCAUUAUCUCCCCUUCUUGGACAUUUCAGGUUGUAUUCAUCUUACUGACAAUACCUGAAAUAUCUUGAAAGGCUGUGAGCAACUUCAAAUUCUCACAACACUGUACUGUAGAAAAAUUACCAAACAAGCUGUCUUGAAAUACACAGCUGAACUGGAGAAACAGGAACAUAAUGAUGCUGACCAGCCUUCCUGGCUUGGAUAUGGCUGGGAUGGCAACAUAAUCACCUUCACCAAAAAACACAGAUCAGAGCCUGAAAAAACAAACUCUUCAAAAUGAAAAAUUAAGAAAUUGUGCAGCAUCUCUACAGUUCAAGGGUUUUUCUCCAGAGCAUGAAAAGACCACUGUGUUAUUUUUUCUUAAAACUAAUCACACUUUAUUAAAAGGCUAUUUGUUGCAUUAGCAAGGAAGCAUAGCAAAUCUUUCUCACAGGUGUAUGAAUGCCUUCAAGCAAGACAGCUGCCCUCAGACAGCACUGCUAACUCUCAGAUGUUGAUUCAAGCUGUCUUCAUCUUUCAAUAAUGAAAGUUUUUGUAGUCCCGUGCAGAGUAAGCACUGAAUAAAUCUGCAUGUGUUGGAAGGUUUGUCAUGAAGGUCCACUCCAGGACAUAAACACUGACUCCCCAAAGAAUUUCACACUUGAUGUGGCUGGUACUCAUCAAGUACAGUCUUCUUGAGGAGUUGAGAGCAGUGAGUAGGCAGUGCCUACAGAUUCUUUAAUACACAACUACACCCAUACAGUUAAGCACAGUUCUCCACUUGUGCAGUCAAGAGCCUCAGUCACUUGUGCACCCAGAGCCCUCACUCUCAUAAAAGCCUCUUGGGCUGAGUCCAACUCUCUAAACAAGCUGAUGUUCAUGUCUGCAGGUCUGAACUGGGGGCUGGCUGGCAGCUGAGAGAGCAGAACCAAAUUAAAGGAAGCACAGAUGAAAAAAGUGUUAAGAGUAUAAAUUUUUUCCAGUAACAAGAAUGUCUUCUCAUCAAAUGGACAAAAAAAGAUAUAUGGGCACACAAGGGAUUUGCCAUUCAAAUUCUAAUUGCUGAUAACCUACUUAUCUUCCCUUGUCUAGAGAAAAAUACAGUUUCACCUCAUUAGAGCAGAACAAGAUAUUGUUCAAUGCCUUUAGGGAAACUCAUAAGGAAGGGUUUGUCCUUCUUCAACUCAUUCUUGACCUUUAUAUUAACAUCCUAGCUGGUCUCAACAUGUUUUAGCUUGGAAUGAAUAUAAUCAGUAGCUUUAGUGGUAGCACAAUUUUUCUGCUGGCUGAUUUAAACUUCUUUAAGCAAGUAACUAACAAGUUUGAUGUUCAGCUCCUGCUAGAUUUAGAAAAUGGAUGAAUUCAAAGUCUGAGUUUCCUUUCUUUUGAAUAUGGAACAAAUAACAUGUUUCCUUACUAUGCUCUCCCUUACAUUUUUGCUGAUGCUGCAGUCUUAAAAAACACAAACUUAAUCUCAGAGGCUGACAGGCUUUGUAUUUCAGGUGAAUAGUGGGAUCAUUAAAUGGAUUCAAUCUUCUGAAAUACCUACUAGACUGUUUUCAUGUGGUGUGAAUUUUGAGGUGCUUUUUCACUUUGGCUGCAGCAGGGCAUAGAAAUCAUAAGUUUCAAAUAUUUUUCUGGAUAUACAAAACCAUUAUAAUUUAUUAAUUUUGUAACUUUUAAAAGUAUAAUAACUCAUAAUAAUAUUGAAAUGCCUUUAGUAAUACUAUUAUAAAUGUUUUAUAUAUUAGUGUUUAUAUUAAAAAUACAUAUAAUUUGUCAUAUGCAUCAGUGCCCCCCUCAUCCCAACAAGCAGUACACACAACAAUAAACAGGAGGUGGAAUUUUUAACCACCCUGAAUUAUAGCAGAUAUGCUGCCCUUAACUCUUGAAGUCCAUUAGCCAGGGAAAAUUAUACCUCCUGGGGAAUCCUGUGGCAAAGAAGUUAAUUUCAUAAUGUACCAUUAUGAGCUAAAGAACACACACAUAUAUACAAAACUUAAAGCCUGAGAUGACAGUCUGAAUUCUCUCCUGCUCCUCACCAUCCCCUCAGCUGGCAGGAAUUCUGACAUUUCAGCUUAAAACACAAAUUUCACUACUCCUUUUACAAGGUGCCAUGGAGAUGCAUGGAAAGGCUUUUAAAAGCCUCAUUUACUUUACUGUGUGCUCGUUUUACAGUAACACAGAACCCUCCACAAAAACCAGAGCUGCCUUGUGCAGACCUACCUGCUCCCCUCAGCUCUCCUGCCUCCCAGGGCUGCCUGCAGCUUUGCAGGACAGGGCUCUCAGUCACUGCAGAUGGAGCAAACAAAGAGAUUCCAGCUCUCAGCCACAAGGGCAACACUUCCAUUCUGUGGCAGCUUCUCCUUCAAGGGAAUGCUCAGGUGGACUCCACUGAAGUCCAGUUGGAGGAUGCUCCUCCU
Messenger RNA from Onychostruthus taczanowskii (white-rumped snowfinch), 4087 nucleotides. RefSeq names its product F-box and leucine rich repeat protein 13 (gene FBXL13). Gene Ontology annotation, cellular component: SCF ubiquitin ligase complex. Gene Ontology annotation, biological process: SCF-dependent proteasomal ubiquitin-dependent protein catabolic process. The record is from RefSeq and is a predicted model, not a curated record. Lineage: Eukaryota; Metazoa; Chordata; Aves; Passeriformes; Passeridae.